This is a messenger RNA of Linum tenue, 267 nucleotides long. The record is from the annotation of a GenBank genome assembly. Lineage: Eukaryota; Viridiplantae; Streptophyta; Magnoliopsida; Malpighiales; Linaceae.
AUGGCUAGCUGCAACAUGGCGUCGGCCGCUUCAGGGUUCGUCUUCACACCUAACGUCACAACAACCUCAAAGACCAGCGGCAGCAGCUUCUUGUUCUUCGCACCCAAGAACAACAGCAGCAGCGGUUCCCGGCUGCAGCUCGUUGUUAGGGCGGCCGCGGACGAGGUAUUAUCAGUUACUAGUAUAACAUUUAUUCACCGAUAUCAGAUCUAUAUUAAUUACAUCGAUUACCAUAUCCAGGCUAUGAGUACCAGGUAUUAUCAUUGA